CAGAUCGAGAGUGAGGCUAACUCCACCUGCGUUCCCUCCUGACUUUCUAACAGACUUCAACAUCUCAAGCCUCUCUGGUCUGCUGUCUCCGGCGCUAACAGAAAGCCUGCUAAUUGCCUUGCCUCCAUGUCACCUCACGGGAGGUAACGCCACACUGAUGGUCCGGAGAGCCAACGACAGCAAAGUGGUUAAAUCAGCCUUUGUGGUGCCUCCAUGCCGCGGGCGCAGGGAGCUGGUGAGCGUGGUGGACAGUGGGGCUGGCUUCACCGUCACACGGCUCAGCGCCUAUCAGGUGACAGACCUAACACCAGGCACUAAAUACUAGUAGGUACCGGAUGGACACACGGGGAGAGGGAUGCAGAAAGAAGCUGGGGGUGCUGGUAAGCAUGAGGAAGAGAGGGCACCACUGAAGGAUAUGGAGUGUGGGCCUCCACCCCAGGAGGGUACAGCUGGGGGACAGAGCUAUGAAGGUGGGGGCCGGAGCCUCUCCUCCCAAGUGCCAGAUACGCACUGGGGAUCUCUGCUUUCUUCCAACUCCCACCUCGAAAGCAUUUCCUACCGAGUGCAGAAGGGGCGGUCCACCGAGUCCAGUCCAGAAACCCCAAUGUCCACGCUUCCUCGAAGGAACAUGGAGUCUAUCGGGUUAGGAAUGGCCCGGACGGGAGGCAUGGUGGUCAUCACAGUGUUGCUGUCUGUUGCCAUGUUCCUGUUGGUCGUGGGCCUCAUCAUUGCCCUGGCACUGGGUGCCCGAAAAUGAGAAAGGUUCUCCUGCAGCACAGACUCCCCCAAGAAGUCCAGCCUGCUUUUUCCCAGGAUCCAGUCACUGGUUUUUUUUAGAGUGUCCUCUUCCCUCUCCUUGCCUCUCCACUGAGUCCUUUCCUAACAUUGCUCUCCCUACUCAGCCUUCCAACACUCCCUGCCAUCCCCUCACUACAGUCCUGUGAGAGCCGAUUUUCCUCCUCCAGGUGCUUAGUUCUCACAAUAAAG
Molecule: messenger RNA, 987 nt
Organism: Onychomys torridus (southern grasshopper mouse)
Lineage: Eukaryota; Metazoa; Chordata; Mammalia; Rodentia; Cricetidae
Gene: Upk2
Product: uroplakin 2
Exons: 3
Coding region: 356-757 (133 amino acids)
Biological process (GO): epithelial cell differentiation
Cellular component (GO): apical plasma membrane
Source: RefSeq, a predicted model, not a curated record